This is a messenger RNA of Periophthalmus magnuspinnatus, 1810 nucleotides long. RefSeq names its product vesicle (multivesicular body) trafficking 1 (gene vta1). The record is from RefSeq and is a predicted model, not a curated record. Bases 126 to 1109 code for a protein of 327 amino acids. Gene Ontology annotation, cellular component: multivesicular body. Gene Ontology annotation, biological process: late endosome to vacuole transport via multivesicular body sorting pathway. NCBI's taxonomy places the organism in Eukaryota, Metazoa, Chordata, Actinopteri, Gobiiformes, Gobiidae. The transcript is spliced from 8 exons.
GAAGGCGGCGACUCCUAUUGGUCACUGACGCGGAAGUAGAAGCAGUACUACAUGCUAACAACAACAAGGAAUCUGUUGAGACUUUUUUUUGUGAAUUUCUGAUCUUGGGGGUCUUCUCAAACGCCAUGGCUUUACCGGCCCCGCUGAAAGCCGUGCAGCAUCACCUCCGGACCGCCCAGGAGCACGAGAAACGGGACCCGGUCGUGGCUUAUUACUGCCGUCUGUAUGCCAUGCAGACAGGGAUGAAGCUGGACAGUAAAACCCCUGAGUGCAGACAGUUCCUGGUGAAGCUCAUGGACCAGCUGGAGACGAUGAAAAAGGAGUUGAAGAAUGAAGAGUCCAUAACUCAGGAGGUGGUGGGGAAUGCUCACAUCGAAAACUAUGCCUUAAAGAUGUUUCUGUAUGCCGACAAUGAAGACCGAGCCGGGCGCUUCCAUAAGAAUAUGAUCAAGUCGUUCUACACGGCGAGUCUGCUGUUUGAUGUCUUAGUUGUGUUCGGGGAGCUAUCAGAAGAGAACAUCCAGCACAGGAAGUAUGCGCGCUGGAAGGCUACAUACAUUCACAACUGCCUCAAGAACGGAGAGACGCCGCAGUCCGGGCCCAUCGGCAUGGAGGACGAUGAGGAAGCAGGUGAAGAAGGAGCCAUAGGAUUCUCAGCCCCCGGCUCCUCAUUCUACGGUUCGUUCAGAGGUGGAGCUCCCUCACAGAACUACGAAGACCAGGGCUUUGGAGCAGGGCCGGGUGCUGAUCCAGGGAUCGGGUUCAGUGCAGGACCACCCCCCUCUGGACCUCCCUCUGGACCCCCCAGCAUCAACUACAACAACAUCCAUGUCCCACCGGGAGCACAUGCACCGGCCAAUACUCCUGCUGAGCUGCCCCCACCCUCAGAGCCUCCAAAACCAGUGCCUACACCUCGAACGCUGCCUGCUGUCGACCCUGGUCUCCUAAACGCCCAGCCACAAGGUGGCGUAUCUCUCUCUGCGGAGGACUUCACUCGGGCUCAGAAAUACUGUAAAUACGCCGGCAGUGCCCUUCAGUACGAGGAUGUGUCCACAGCCAUCCAGAAUCUGCAGAAGGCUCUCAAACUGCUCACCACUGGGAAAGAAUAACGCCUCUGUCUGCGGUCUAUCUCCCAUCUCUAUCUCCUAAGCCCCGCCCCUGACAUGCCGCCUCACAACCAGCAGAUACAGCCACUGCUCCGGGCUCACAACAAUGACCUGAGUGUCCCACCAUGGAGUUAAGAAGACAAGUCAAAGCUACAAGAUGAUUGGCUGAAAUUUGACAUGCAACCUCUCCUAGUUGUUAAGCAGCAUAUGAAGGUCAGGCAGAUAUUCAGAAAUAUUCUGUGCCUUUUUUACUGAAUAAAAUCUAGUUGUGUUGGUCAUUUAUACAAAAUACAAUACAAAAAUUAUUGGUUUACAAUUUCGGAAAUUUGUAUUAAAAAUAAGGCUUAACAAAAACUCAAAAACUCACAAAAAUGUAGUUAGGCUGUAACCCCCAACAAUAUGCUAUCUUUCACUCAAACUAAUUUACUAAAACGUAUCAAAAAUAGGUUGUUGUUUAAGUUGAAGUAUACCCCGAACAUUACACAUCAUCUGUCUUUACAAAUCAUAUCAGAGGAUUACGAAAUGUAUGUAUUUUAAGGCGGACUGGAUUGUUUCAUUGCUGGAGUAGUUUGCAUGGGACAUAUCACUGUGUCUUCCCCCCUUUAGAGAUACAUUUAUCUUUAUUUAACGUUUUCUGCACUGGUGUAUAGACUCAAUCUGUUCGAGACAUUCAAGUAUUUGAAUAAAACUUUUACAUCACCUUC